UCUUUUUCUUUUAUUCUUUUAUAAAAGCCAAAAUAUUUCUUGAUAUAUAGUAUACAUCUUAUAAAUGAGUAUUCCAAAUCAAUCUUUCACAGCUACGGCUGCUAUACUUUCUCUUCUUUUGUUUUCAUGCAUGCAAUGCCAUGCACAGCUCUCUGCGACGUUCUACGAUAACACUUGCCCUAAUGCACUCAACACAAUUCGUACCAGUGUCAGGCAAGCAAUUUCAAGUGAACGUCGCAUGGCUGCUUCCCUUAUUCGCCUUCACUUUCAUGACUGCUUUGUUCAGGGUUGUGAUGCUUCGAUCUUACUCGAUGAGACCCCUUCAAUCGAGAGUGAGAAGACUGCCUUGCCAAAUCUUGGGUCAGCAAGAGGUUAUGGAAUCAUAGAAGAUGCAAAGAGAGAGGUGGAAAAGCUUUGUCCCGAGGUGGUUUCUUGUGCUGACAUACUCGCUGUCGCAGCACGAGAUGCAUCAGCUGCUGUGGGAGGCCCUUCAUGGACAGUAAAACUUGGAAGGAGAGAUUCAACCUCGGCAAGUAAGACAAUUGCAGAAACAGAUCUUCCAAAUCCUUUUGACCCUCUGGAUAGACUUAUUUCUAGCUUCGGCAGCAAGGGGCUUAACACAAGAGACAUGGUCGCCUUGUCAGGGGCUCACACAAUAGGCCAAGCACAGUGUUUUCUGUUCCGUGAUCGGAUUUAUGGCAAUGGAACAGAUAUUGAUGUCGGUUUUGCAAGCACUAGAAGACGUCAAUGCCCUCAAGAAGGAGAAAAUGGAAAUCUGGCACCUCUGGAUCUAGUUACACCAAAUCAAUUAGAUAACAACUACUUCAAGAACCUCAUCGAUAAGAAAGGUCUUCUUCAAUCAGAUCAAGUUCUUUUCAGUGGAGGAUCAACGGAUAGCAUCGUUUCUGAAUACAGUAAUAGUCCUCGAGCUUUCUCAUCCGACUUUGCCGCUGCUAUGAUCAAAAUGGGAGAUAUCAGUCCUCUAACUGGUCAAAAUGGAAUCAUAAGAAAAGUUUGUGGCAGUGUGAACUAGCUCAUCCAAUAUGUACUAUUUCUCUUAAUUAUUGUAAGAAAGCUCUUCUACACUUAGCUACGUUGGGUUUUGUAUUAUUAUACAAAGAAAUUCGUAUGUUUGAUGCAUUGGAGUGUAAUCUCGUUUAAUUCUUUUUCCUUUUCUUAUGUAUGAAUGAUGUACUUCUUCUUAUAUGCAAAUAAAAAGUUCGUGUUCCAUGGUGCAA
Molecule: messenger RNA, 1238 nt
Organism: Lycium barbarum (goji berry)
Lineage: Eukaryota; Viridiplantae; Streptophyta; Magnoliopsida; Solanales; Solanaceae
Product: lignin-forming anionic peroxidase
Exons: 4
Coding region: 65-1033 (322 amino acids)
Biological process (GO): response to oxidative stress; hydrogen peroxide catabolic process
Molecular function (GO): heme binding; peroxidase activity
Source: RefSeq, a predicted model, not a curated record